This is a messenger RNA of Heterocephalus glaber (naked mole-rat), 771 nucleotides long. Its product is annotated as histone H1.8-like. Gene Ontology annotation, cellular component: nucleosome. Gene Ontology annotation, molecular function: DNA binding. Gene Ontology annotation, biological process: nucleosome assembly. Lineage: Eukaryota; Metazoa; Chordata; Mammalia; Rodentia; Bathyergidae. The record is from RefSeq and is a predicted model, not a curated record.
AUGUUGGUCUGCCACCACCCCACAGUGCUGCGCAUGGUGCUGGAGGCCCUGCAGGCAGGGGAGCAGCGCCAUGGCACCUCAGUGGCAGCCAUCAAGCUCUGCAUCCUGCACAAGUACCCAACAGUGGAUGUCAUCCGCUUCAAGUACCUGCUGAAGCAGGCCCUGGCCACCAGUGUGUGUCAUGGCCUCCUCACCAGGCCCCUCAACUCUAAGGCUAGGGGUGCCACUGGCAGCUUCAAGCUUGUCCCCAAGCUCAAGAGGAAGACCUGGCCCAGCAGGAAGCCCCUCCAGAGAGGGCUGGCCAGCUCCAGCAAGAAGGGGCCUGUAGAGCCAGGUGAGCCGAGGGUUCCCCCCAGGCUGGCCAAGGCCCUGGAGAAGGCCCCCCAAGGAGGCUGCAAGGGCACCAGGCCACAGCAGGGUGAGGCCAGGAAGGGCCCUCCAAAGCCAGUUGGGGCCUCCUCCAGGGUCCACCGGCUUGACAGGAAGUCAAAGGUCCUGGACACCCAGGGCAGGCAAGGAGAGGCAGGGGCCCCUGGAAAAACGGUAGCCAUGGCCUCCAAGGCUGGGAAAGGGGCUGCGUCCCCAACAGGCAGGAAGCCAGCAAUCAAGGCCACCUCAGGGCCUGGACCCGAAGCCACCACUGCUCCCAAGUUUGGGGGGCCCAGGCGGGGGAUGCUGUCCCCAGCCAGGAGGGCUGGGGGCCUCUGCAGGCCCAGGCCACUGGUCAAGGCCUUGUCCUCACCGUCGUCAUCCUCAGAGCCCAGGGGUUAG